Messenger RNA from Nomascus leucogenys (northern white-cheeked gibbon), 3858 nucleotides. RefSeq names its product ATP binding cassette subfamily G member 4 (gene ABCG4). Gene Ontology annotation, molecular function: ATP binding; ATP hydrolysis activity; ABC-type transporter activity. The record is from RefSeq and is a predicted model, not a curated record. Lineage: Eukaryota; Metazoa; Chordata; Mammalia; Primates; Hylobatidae. Gene Ontology annotation, cellular component: plasma membrane.
AAGAACGGCGGGACCGGCGAGCAGUAGCUGGUAGGAGAGCGCAGUCGCCCCGCGGGCUCGGAGGACACAGCGUCCGGGACCAGGCUCUGGGAAGCGGGUGUGCACAGCCCAGCAGAGUCGGGGCGCGACCCCAACCGCCUCUCACCAUCCUUGCCAUCUCCUCCGAGCCGAGGGCCGGCCCUCCUGCCUCGCCUGCCCCUCCCCGGCCCCGCCCCGGCCCGGGCCGCCGGGACUGGGAGCCGGGACGCGGGUGCUGCAGCCUGAGGCAGGUAAGGGGAGCCCCGGCUCUCCGUCCCCGGUCCGUGGCAGCGCUGAGCAUCCCGGCCCCGCACCGGCCCGGGGGCGCGUCAAGGCCGGCGGCGUGAUGGCGGAGAAGGCGCUGGAGGCCGUGGGCUGUGGACUAGGGCCGGGGGCUGUGGCCAUGACCGUGACGAUGGAGGACGGGGCGGAACCCCCUGUGCUGACCACGCACCUGAAGAAGGUGGAGAACCACAUCACUGAAGCCCAGCGCUUCUCCCACCUACCCAAGCGCUCAGCCGUGGACAUCGAGUUCGUGGAGCUGUCCUAUUCCGUGCGGGAGGGGCCCUGCUGGCGCAAAAGGGGUUAUAAGACCCUUCUCAAGUGCCUCUCAGGUAAAUUCUGCCGCCGGGAGCUGAUUGGCAUCAUGGGCCCCUCAGGGGCUGGCAAGUCUACAUUCAUGAACAUCUUGGCAGGAUACAGGGAGUCUGGAAUGAAGGGGCAGAUCCUGGUUAAUGGGAGGCCACGAGAGCUGAGGACCUUCCGCAAGAUGUCCUGCUACAUCAUGCAAGAUGACAUGCUGCUGCCGCACCUCACAGUGUUGGAAGCCAUGAUGGUCUCUGCUAACCUGAAGCUGAGUGAGAAGCAGGAGGUGAAGAAGGAGCUGGUGACAGAGAUCCUGACGGCACUGGGCCUGAUGUCAUGCUCCCAUACGAGGACAGCCCUACUCUCUGGCGGGCAGAGGAAGCGUCUGGCCAUCGCCCUGGAGCUGGUCAACAACCCGCCUGUCAUGUUCUUUGAUGAGCCCACCAGUGGUCUGGAUAGUGCCUCUUGUUUCCAAGUGGUGUCCCUCAUGAAGUCCCUGGCACAGGGGGGCCGUACCAUCAUCUGCACCAUCCACCAGCCCAGUGCCAAGCUCUUUGAGAUGUUUGACAAGCUCUACAUCCUGAGCCAGGGUCAGUGCAUCUUCAAAGGCGUGGUCACCAACCUGAUCCCCUAUCUAAAGGGACUCGGCUUGCAUUGCCCCACCUACCACAACCCGGCUGACUUCAUCAUCGAGGUGGCCUCUGGCGAGUAUGGAGACCUGAACCCCAUGUUGUUCAGGGCUGUGCAGAAUGGGCUGUGCGCCAUGGCUGAGAAGAAGAGCAGCCCUGAGAAGAACGAGGUCCCUGCCCCCUGCCCCCCUUGUCCUCCAGAAGUGGAUCCCAUUGAAAGCCACACCUUUGCCACCAGCACCCUCACACAGUUCUGCAUCCUCUUCAAGAGGACCUUCCUGUCCAUCCUCAGGGACACGGUCCUGACUCACCUACGGUUCGUGUCCCACGUGGUUAUUGGCGUGCUCAUCGGCCUCCUCUACCUGCAUAUUGGCGACGAUGCCAGCAAGGUCUUCAACAACACCGGCUGCCUCUUCUUCUCCAUGCUGUUCCUCAUGUUCGCCGCCCUCAUGCCAACUGUGCUCACCUUCCCCUUAGAGAUGGCGGUCUUCAUGAGGGAGCACCUCAACUACUGGUACAGCCUCAAAGCAUAUUACCUGGCCAAGACCAUGGCUGACGUGCCCUUUCAGGUGGUGUGUCCGGUGGUGUACUGCAGCAUUGUGUACUGGAUGACGGGCCAGCCCGCUGAGACCAGCCGCUUCCUGCUCUUCUCAGCCCUGGCCACCGCCACCGCCUUGGUGGCCCAAUCUUUGGGGCUGCUGAUCGGAGCUGCUUCCAACUCCCUACAGGUGGCCACUUUUGUGGGCCCAGUUACCGCCAUCCCUGUCCUCUUGUUCUCCGGCUUCUUUGUCAGCUUCAAGACCAUCCCCACUUACCUGCAAUGGAGCUCCUAUCUCUCCUAUGUCAGGUAUGGCUUUGAGGGUGUGAUCCUGACGAUCUAUGGCAUGGAGCGAGGAGACCUGACAUGUUUAGAGGAACGCUGCCCGUUCCGGGAGCCACAGAGCAUCCUCCGAGCGCUGGAUGUGGAGGAUGCCAAGCUCUACAUGGACUUCCUGGUCUUGGGCAUCUUCUUCCUAGCCCUGCGGCUGCUGGCCUACCUUGUGCUCCGUUACCGGGUCAAGUCAGAGAGAUAGAGGCUUGCCCCAGCCUGUACCCCAGCCCCUGCAGCAGGAAACCCCCAGCCCCAGCCCUUUGGGACUGUUUUAACCUUAUAGACUUGGGCACUGGUUCCUGGCGGGGCUACCCUCUCCUCCCUUGGCUCCUCCACAGGCUGGCUGUCGGACUGCGCUCCCAGCCUGGGCUCUGGGAGUGGGGGCUCCAGCACUCCACACCAUGCCCAGGAAUCUUCCCAAGUUGAUGCAGUUUGUAGCUUCCUCCCUACUCUCUCCAACACCUGCAUGCAAAGACCACUGGGAGGCUGCUCCCUCCUCCCUGCCCAUGGCACCCUCCUCUGCUGUCUGCCUGGGAGCCCCAGGCUCUCUAGGCCCCACUUACAACUGACCAAAGUGGCCCCCUCUGGGGGUCCCCACCACACAAGUGUUUGUAAACUGGGCUGCUACAAGGUUGGAGUUCCAGGGCUGGGCCCUGGUGGAGUCCCCUGGAAGUCCCAUUAUGGAUGUUGAAAUGGACAGGGAAGGACUCUGGAAGUCUCUUCCUCCUCCUCCUCUUCUCCCCACCCCUAGACCCUGGCUGACUUGGACAAUCUGCCAGGACAGAAGCUGGGUUUUCUGUCUAGGUCACCACUCCCAAUCCUGGGGAUUGGAGAGGCCUGGGGCUGUGGGAUGCCCCGUCCCUCUCCCCAUCCUUUUGGUGGGGGUAGGGCCUGGUGGCACCUGUGCAAUAAUGUCUGUGUUUCUCUCCCACCUGCCACUGGAACUGGAGAAUGCACUUUAUUCUGGGGGGGUGAGUGGGGGAAGACCCAACCCUCCUUUCUCGCUGCCCCUGACGCAUGCAUGGUCUCGUGAUGCUCCCUCCCUCUCCAGAGUGACAGGCACAUACAUGCGAACAGCCUAUCUCAGCCCUACACACUUGCCAUCCCCUACAGUGCAGAGGAAGAGUGAUGGUGGCAUGCUGGUGGUGGCAGGUGCUGGUGGGAGGACAGUGCCAACCUCCUCCUGGGGAUCCCAUGUUGGAGACUCUAAGGAUAAGGCUGGUGCUGCCCAGGGUGUCUACAGGACCUGCAGGUGUCUACCCCCAAGUCUUCCCUCCUCCCAAGCCAGGGGUGGCACAGGGCACUAGAUCCCUGGAGUUCAGGACCCAACACAAGCACAAGCACGGGCAUAAGUUGGCCUUGGCCACUGCCACCCAUGGCCCUCCUUUUGUGCUCCAUGCUGGCAUCUUCACUCCCCUACCCCUUCCCCAGCCACUGCUGCUCAUUCAAACUCCUGUCCAUGUCCCUUCACUGUUCCUAUCAGCAGGUGGCCCCUGGGCUUCAGAACAUCCUGCCCUGAGCACCAGGUGGCAGACACUCAGAGCAUGUCUGGCUUUCCUGGUGGGUCCAGGCUCAUUCUGCUUCUGAUUUCCCCUCCCCCAGGGCUCAUUUUCCCCCUUUUUCCUGUACACAUCCCUGUCUACCUCCUCUCACCCUGCCACAGAUUCUUCCUAUCACACAGAGAUGCCAGUUGUAUUUGUGGGAUUUCACCCAUUAUUAAUAAAACCUAUAUUUAUACAGUAUGCAAUGUGUAAA